This is a messenger RNA of Eruca vesicaria subsp. sativa (arugula), 1010 nucleotides long. Lineage: Eukaryota; Viridiplantae; Streptophyta; Magnoliopsida; Brassicales; Brassicaceae. The record is from the annotation of a GenBank genome assembly.
CAAAAUCCCUAAUUUUUCCAACCGUCUGUCUCUCUUCUCCGUGGGAUUGCAACAAAAAUGGGUACAGAAGAGGAAAGUGUAUCUGUGGAGCUACCAGCACCUUCUUCAUGGAAGAAACUGUUUUUUCCAAAUAAAGUGGGAACAGUGAAGAAAACAGAGAUUGUGUUUGUUGCUCCAACGGGUGAAGAGAUCAGUAACAGGAAGCAGCUUGAUCAGUAUCUCAAAUCUCACCCUGGAAACCCUGCCAUCACUGAGUUUGAUUGGACCACUAGUGGGACACCUAGGAGGUCUGCAAGGAUCAGUGAUAAGAAGACUAAGUCCACUCCUUCACCAGAUAAAGAGCCACCCAAGAAGCGAGGUCGAACUAAAUCUUCAGGGUCCAAGAAAGAUACUGAAGAAGGUGAGAAACCAGAGGGUCAAGGAGUGGAGAACUCUCAUGUGCAAGAAGAAGAUACUGAAAUGUCUCCUCCUCUUAAGGGAACAGAAGAGAAUGUAACUGUUAAGGAUGGCUCUGGUGACACUGAGAAGGUUGCUGAGGAGACUCCUGAUCCUGCUCCAGUUCAAGAAGCUGGUGGUGAGUUGAAGAAGGAGCAACCACAGGAUCUAGUUGGAGACAGUAGUAAGGAGAGAGUGGAGUCUCAGACUGACAAAGUAGAGGAGAGUGGCACGGUUGAUGCAGAGAUCAAGACCGCUGAAGCUAAGGAAGGUGCAGGUCAAGGCCCACCUGAGUCUGAGGCCAAGACCAGAAACCAGGAGGGAAAUGGUCUGACAACAGAAGCUGAGGGGAAAGAGAAAGCGGCUGAAGCAGAAGCUAAUAUUUAAGUCAGUAACCCUCUGCCUUGCUCUCCUUUUGUUAGAGCAUUAAAUAUAAGUCAGUUUGUUUCUAAUUAUCUAUCCAUACUCUUCUUUUUUUUUUUGUAUCUAAUCAGAUGAUUAUAUCCAUGAAAGAUGUUAUUAGCCUGAGCUGUUUACUAUUUGAAUAACUUUAGUAUUAUGACUAUGCAUGUUAU